Molecule: messenger RNA, 1269 nt
Organism: Saprolegnia parasitica CBS 223.65
Lineage: Eukaryota; Oomycota; Saprolegniomycetes; Saprolegniales; Saprolegniaceae
Product: phosphomannose isomerase type I
Exons: 6
Coding region: 1-1215 (404 amino acids)
Biological process (GO): carbohydrate metabolic process; GDP-mannose biosynthetic process
Cellular component (GO): cytosol
Molecular function (GO): zinc ion binding; mannose-6-phosphate isomerase activity
Source: RefSeq, a predicted model, not a curated record
AUGUACCGCCUGCAGUGCGUCGCCCAGCAGUAUGCAUGGGGCAAGAAGGGCUCCAAGAGCGCCGUCGCCGCCUUGAAGUCGGCGAGCGAGCACACAUUCAAGGUCCAAGAAGACGAGACGUACGCCGAGCUCUGGAUGGGCACACACCCGAACGGCCCAUCCAAGAUUGUCGGCCAUGACGGCACGAUUGAACUCCUCUCGGACUGGCUGCAGGCGCACCCCGAGGCGCUCGGCGACAUUGACGGCGACAUUCCGUACCUCUUCAAGGUUCUCUCCGUGAACACGGCGCUGUCCAUCCAGGCCCAUCCCGACAAGGAUUUGGCCGAGAAGCUUCACGCUGAUUUCCCGCUCAUCUACAAGGACGACAACCACAAGCCCGAGAUGGCGAUAGCGGUCAAUCGCUUCGAAGCGCUGUGCCGGUUCCGUCCGAUCGAAGAGAUUGUGGAGCACAUUCAAGAGGUGCCGGAGCUGCGCGCACUCGUGGACCCCGCGAUCUCGAACGCGCUCAUCGAAAGCCACGACCGCGACACGCUCCGAGCGUUCUUCCAGGCGCUUGUGUACUGCGACCACGACGAGGCGAUUGCGCAACUGGCCAACCACCGCGAACGCCUCGAGGCGCUGGACGCGCGCACACCGCUGCAGAAGCUCAUUUUGCGCUUGAACGACCAGUACCCGAACGACAUUGGCGCGUUCUGCCCAUAUUUGCUCAACUACAUUGUCAUGGAGCCUGGCGACGCCGUCUUCCUCGGCGCCAACGAGCCCCAUGCGUACCUCUCGGGCGACUGCAUUGAAUGCAUGGCGUGCUCGGACAACGUCGUGCGUGCCGGUUUAACGCCCAAGUUCAUUGACAAGAACACGCUGUGCGACAUGCUCACCUACGAAGCGGGCACGCCGCCGAUCGGCCAAGGCAAUGCGAUUGACGCGGUCGUGACCGAGUAUACGCCGCCCGUGCCCGAGUUUCAAGUCCAGCGCAUGGACAUGGCGCCGCUGGAGCACUACACUUUGGCACCGGCCGCCGGUCCUUCGAUCUUGCUCGUGCUGUCGGGCCAAGGCUAUGCCCACUAUUCCCCGGACGACGCGCUGACGUCCAAGCUCGAACUCUCGACGGGCCACGUGUUUUUCGUGCCCGCCGGCCAAAAGCUGUCGUUCGAGAGCGGCAUUCAAGGCCUGACCGUGUACCGCUCGAGCCCAAACGAAGGCCCGCACGCGAACUAGGAGAGAAGAGCUCCGUGUCGCGCGUAUUAAUUAUAAGGUUUUCGAUGUCUACUG